GGAGCUUUCUAAUCAUCUAAUCUCUAUUUCACCUGUUUCACCUAUUUCACCCCCCGUACUUACCUUUCUCAAUUGUUUAUAGUGGGACGCGUGCUUCUUUGUUUGUUCAGGUGGAUUAUGCUUAUUCUAUGUUUAGUUACCUAGGUACUUCGUACAUUAGUUUAAUAUAUACACCACCUUUACGCCAUCACGUAUUCACCUAUUAAAUAGGUACAAUACCCAUACAUAUUCUCGAAGACAUCGACUCACUCUCCACACGUGCCGCCACUAACUCAUCCACCAUCGACCUCGGUUCUACUUCUUCGAAACUUAUCUACAAAUUCUCUCACCCUAGUUACCAUCCACCUCCCACUUUUCUCCAUCUCGGAAAUGAUAGUUCGUCGAGUUUAGCCAUGGACACCGCUAUGUCUACCCAAGAGCUUCAGCUCUGUCAACAUCUAAUAGAGCUACCGCGACGUUAUGGUUACCGAUACGAGGAUGCCGCCUGUCGAGAUCUCUUAUACAAUCUCUUCUGGUCUAUGGCUGGUGGGAGACCCGAAAACCUGCGACUAUUUUUCCCCGAUGGUAAACUCACACCAAAGAGCACCUUGAAGCUCCGAGAAGCUCAGGGAGCUGUAGAGGGAGCUGAAUACACCGAGGCCGCCCGCGGCAAGGCAUGUGGUCACAUAUUUCGAGCCGGAGAGGCGUCAUAUGGUUGCAAGACUUGCAGUACCGACGAGACAUGUUGCCUGUGCAGCAAAUGCUUCAACGCCACAGAUCACACAGGCCAUAUGGUACGGAUCUCAAUAUCGCCAGGGAAUAGUGGCUGCUGUGAUUGCGGCGAUCCCGAAGCUUGGAAAACUCCUAUGUUUUGCACAAUUCAUAGCGAGCGCGAGGAAGACCGGUCGAAAGGAAAGGGCAAAGAGGUUGCUGGAUUGCCCGAAGACGUUGCUUCCAAUAUCCGCAUGACAGUUUCCCGAGUCCUUGAUUUCAUCUGUGAUGUCAUCUCUUGCGCCCCCGAACAACUUCGGCAACCUAAGACGAGAGAGUCUAUUGAGAAAGACGAGAAGAUGUCCCGCUUAGCCUCGACCUACUGCGGUGGGGAUGUCGACUCGCCUGGGGAGUAUGCGCUACUGCUUUGGAAUGACGAGAAACAUACUGUAAAAGAAGUUCAAGAUCAAGUCGCGCGGGCGUGUGGUACGACUCUUAAGGAAGGGUAUAACAGAGCACUAGAAACUGACUCGAUCGGCCGGAGUAUUCUGAAAUACGACACGAGCAUAGAGAGGUUGCUUAAGUGCGCCACCAUUCUUGAACAUAUCAAGAUAACUGUCACUAUUCGGUCAUCUCGUGAUACGUUCCGAGAGCAGAUGUGUGGAACUAUGAUUGACUGGUUAAACGACAUAUCGGGAUGCGUAGUAGGAAACGACCAGAACAUCCUCCGAAUGGUUGUCUGUGAAGAGCUCCUAAAGCCCUGGCGGAAAGGGAGCCCUGGCACGCAUGCGAUGCCUGGUAAAGAUGGCCUGGAGGACGAGGAGAAGCUUGAAUAUGACCCGCUUGAGGCUCAUACAGCCACAAUAUUUAUACAACGAGCAAGAUUCUUGACUGAGCAGGGUAACACAGCUACUCUAGCGGAAUUUCUCGAUACUGAUGAUGAUGAUGAUGGUAACGAUGAUGACGAUGAAGAUAUGGACGGCGGCAAUCGGACCCCCUCCAGUGGAGAGGAAGAUAACGACGACGACGACGAAGAGGAAGAUGAGGAUGAGGAUGAGGAUGUGAUGAUGGUGGAUACGCGACCAGACGCUGGCGGCGCCGAUGUGAAUGUACCCGACUGGAUCGGUCCAAGCGUGGCGUCCCUCGAAGAGGAAGAAGCAACAAUGGCGGGUUAUCCGCCCCCUCCGCCGCCCCCUCCUGUACCGAGACGCGCGACCCGGGAUCGGGACCUCACACCAUCAGACUCGGAUACCGCCGAGCCGCUAAUAGCCCCGACCGUAUACGCGAAGGCCAAUCUUGAGAUUCCUAAGACACCCGGUCUUUCUAAGGCGGGUAAAGCAGGGCCCCCAAAGCCUGGGAGGUACUGGGUCGAGACACCGGCAGCUUAUAUGGAACGUGAUAGUGUCCAUCCAUUUGAAGAUGUCUUUCAGCGCGUCCGUCUGGAUUGGCUAAUCCUCUUUGACCUAAGAAUGUGGAAGAAAGUUCGUAACGACUUACGUUCCUUAUAUAUCUCUACGGUUGUUACUAUCCCCGAGUUCAAGAGAGUAUUAGGCCUUCGAUUCUCUGCGUUGUAUACAACAUUGGCGCAGUUGUAUCUUAUAGGAGACCGCGAGCCUGACCACUCGAUUAUCAACAUAUCGUUACAGAUGCUAACGACGCCUUCUAUUACUGCCGAAGUAGUCGAAAGAGGCAACUUUUUGACCACCCUUAUGGCUAUUCUAUACACAUUCUUGACUACUCGGCAAGUCGGCCAUCCCUGGGAGGUUUCGUCGAGCGCUGUCCUUGGGUUCGACACUGGUUCGGUGACGAACAGGCGAAUGUACCACUUCUACGUCGAUCUUAAAUUCCUCCUCGGCUCGGCUCAUGUCCAGGAGCGGAUGAGGACCGAAGAAAGAUACCUAAUGCAAUUUCUCGAUCUAGUGAAACUUCACCAGGGUAUUUGCCCGAACAUUCGAGCCGUUGGCGAGCAUGUGGAGUACGAAACUGAUAGUUGGAUUGGUGCCUCGUUGAUGACGCGAGAGAUCAACAGGCUCUGCAGGCUUCUAUCGGGUUCUUUCCGGAGCCUCCCAGCACAAGACCUCCCAUAUCUCGAGAAGGCUAUACGGAUAGCAGCUAAGAGCGUCAUCAUUAACUCGGUCGGAGCGGAGCGUGCCAGAUUUACCCAGGCCGAGAUUAAAGAGGAAGUGCGAUUCAAGACGUUGAGCGACUUCGAAUUCGCCGGCAACGCAGCCAAGUUCGAAGUGGUAAGGUUCAUCGUGGGAGAGCAAUCGAUUAGUUUUCACCAUGCGUUACAUUACACCCUAUCAUGGCUGAUCGAGUGUGGGAAGUACAUGUCUCAGCAGGAACUCAAGUCAAUCUUGAACUUCACCUCGCAAGAGCUUAAGAUGAAGCCUCGCUCGAUGGGCCGAAAAACUAUGCCCAGGCGAGAUUAUACCCCCGAGGACUAUCUCAUGGCCGCAUUUGACUAUCCUCUACGCGUUUGCACUUGGCUUGCUCAGAUUAAGGCUGGAAUGUGGGUUCGCAAUGGCAUUAGUUUGAGGCAUCAAGCUGGGACAUACAAAAAUAUUCUACAUAGGGAUGUCACGCAUGCGCGAGAUAUCUUCCUGCUCCAGACCGCGAUGGUAGUCUGUAACCCGAGCCGGGUUCUCGCUUCGAUCGUUGACCGGUUUGGUAUGGAAAACUGGACCAAAGGGAUAUUCGAAGACACUCAGGAUGAGAUUCAACAUCUUGAUGUUGUCGAAGACAUGGUUCACUUUCUAAUCGUACUACUAAGCGACCGAACUUCACUCAUCCCGGUUAAAGAUGAGCAGCAGACGCAUCUAAUGGCGAUGCGCAGGGAUAUCACGCAUGUUCUAUGCUUCCGGCCGCUAUCCUUUAACGAAAUAUCAAGCAAACUACCCGAGAAAUUCCACGAGCAAGAAGACUUUCAGCGCGUACUAGAUGAGGUGGCUACAUUUAAGUCCCCCGAAGGCGUCUCUGACGUGGGAACUUUUGAACUUAAGCCUCAUUUCAUCGAAGAUAUUGACCCAUACAUUGCCCACUACAAUAAGAAUCAGCGGGAGGAAUCAGAAGCCGCCUACCGCAAGUGGAUCUCUAAAAAGACUGGGAAACCUGCUGAAGAAAUCGUGUACGAGCCAAAGCUUCGCCCGAUCGAAUCCGGUGCCUUUGUGAAGCUGGCUGAAUUUACUAGCACUGGGAUGUUUGCACAGAUCAUCUACUACUGCUUGUUAUACCCUCUAGUCGCUGCUAAAUUAACACCCAAAGUCCCGUUUACUAGAGUAGAGACGUUCUUGCAGGUUGUACUACAUUUAAUUCUCAUUGCCAUUGCUGAGGAUAAGGGAAACGAAACCGAUUCCACGGCCGCAACUGAUUCCUUCAUCUAUAUCGCCCUAACAACGUCUGCCCGCAGUAAUUUCAUGCAGGAUGCUCCAGCUGCAAAGACUAUUGUGUCCCUUCUGGACAUGAUGUCGACUAAGGAGGAGUUCAAAGCUUGCCAUGCCAAGAUCGCGUUGAUUCUGAGGAGAAUGAAACAGAAAUACCCGCGCCACUUUAAUACGGCCUACUCGCGACUAGGUAUACCUGCGGAUCGGAUCGAUACGGCGUCGCCGGCGAAUGCCCAAAGUGCCGAAGAGGAGCGCGAACGAAAAAAGAAGGCAGCCCUUGACCGCCAAGCCAAAGUCAUGGCGCAGUUCCAGCAACAGCAGAAGAGCUUCCUGGAGAAACAGGGGGAUAUUGAUUGGGGUGAAGACGAGUGGGAUGAUAUGGAUGAAUCUAAGCCUAUGGAAGAGCAGAAGAACUUCUGGAAAUACCCAAGAGGUACCUGCAUAUUAUGCCAAGAAGAUACCGACGAUGGACGCCUGUACGGGACUUUUGCACUCUUUACCAAGAGUAAAAUCCUUCGACAAACUGACCUCCAAGACCCAGACUUCGUUAGAGAAGCCGCAAAUACUCCUGUCAACCUUGACCGCUCAGCCGAGGCAAUCCGUCCGUUUGGCCUUGCCCAUGAGAACAGGCAGAUAGUAGAAAAGGUCAACAAAGACGGACAAGUAAUCCACAGCGAAAGGCAAGGCCUUGGCAAAGGUUUCCCAGCCAAGCUCUGUCGGUCAGGUCCAGUAUCUGUCGGAUGUGGUCAUAUAAUGCAUUUCAGCUGCUUCGAUAUGUAUAUGGAAGCGACCCUCCGUCGACACGGGCAUCAGAUAGCACGUCACCACCCCGAAUCCCUGGAGCGUCUGGAAUUUGUGUGUCCUCUCUGUAAAGCCCUCGGGAAUGCCUUCUUGCCUAUCACCUGGGAUGGUAAAGAAGAGUCUUACCCCGGGAUAUUGCAACCCAAUACAGACCUCUCUUCCUUCAUGUCUACAUUCAUGACAGGGCGUCAUUACACUGCUGUAGUAACACGAGACCAGAGCCAAACUGCCUUCAUCAACUACUUGCGUACAAGAAUGCCAGAAGGUCUAUUCGAGAAGUCUAGUGCCAGCCAAUCGCCGUUCUGGGAUCCUGGUAAUUUUAGGACCGUACCGUCAGUAGCCUCCAGUGAUACCUUCUCCCUUGCGCAUACGCCCGGGUCAAGUGUACGGUCACAUUCGCCGCCAGAGUCACAACACGGCGACAAGGAGCUGAUGCUGAUAUAUCGACGACUACGCGACACACUCCGUAAGAACAAACUUGUUCCCGCGACCUUCGUACACGAGGGCAGGGACGAUGAAUUAUAUGCUAGCGAUGUAUUAGCCCAGUCUGUGGGUUACUCGAUUUCUGCGGCAGAGAUACAACAACGAGGCAUCGAAGCCCAGUACGGAAUGACGUUAAUUGAAAGGAUGCCGGAGCAGCUUUUAGUUCAGCUUCGAAUCCUGUCUGAGACGGUGUCGUCAUAUAUAGCAAUUGGUGGCUUCAGGCAAGGGGGGUCUAAUGAUAUUGAACGAGAAUUUUGCAAGGCCAGCGAGCGCCAAUUCUUCCAACUCUUCAUAUCAGCCUACUUUAACAAGGACGCAAAAGAUCCCUUGCCACCGUACGAUGAGCACCCACCGCUCCUAAGUCAAGAUGUAUUCGUCUUCUUGUGCGAGACUAUGUUUGGUGUCUCCGUUGCGCAGAACAUGGACCCGAUGCAUCUAGUCCGGCUUUGCUAUCUUGCCGAGAUAGUCAAGGUUGUCCACAACGUAUCUCAGAAUCUUGCACUUUCCAGGUGGCUUGAAUAUAUGAACAACCGGAAUAAGGAAGAUCCCGCUAUGAACAACUUUGCUAGUUUCUUUCACUAUAUCACGAUGGCUGGGAUGAACGUCAGCCACGAAAUCCUAGUUGGGGACGAGUUCCUGGUACCGUCGGACGAUCUACCUAACCUUGGGUUCAAUCAACCAGGCUUUGAUAGCCUAGAAAGCCUCCAUUCUUUCGUUAAGAAAUACGCCCUGGUCUUCUUGAGAAAAGCGGCAAUUCUUCUGCAUGUUCACCUUGGGGUUGACUUCAAUAGCCACAUAUCUCCGGCUCCAGAAGCGGAUGAACUUUCACGUCUGACGGCUGCGCUGCGAUUACCGUCCUUUGAUGAAAUGUGUGCAUCUUUGACACCCUUAGGUAGUCAGUUUGGUUGGCCCCCGCGCACACAAGCCAUGGUCGACGGUUGGCUUCGCCACCAAAUACGCGGACGUGCCAGAACCACGCACUUUGCUAUCGAACAGGGGAUCGAAGAAACCCCGCCCAGAUCCGCUCAGAUAAGUCAUCCUGGUAUCUUCGAACUCGUCGGCUUACCCAAGAACUUCGAUACUCUUAUCGAGGAGUCCGCUAAGAGAAGAUGCCCCAAGACCGGUAAAGACUUGACCGAUCCUAUAGUUUGUCUAAUGUGCGGUGACAUCUUCUGCGGGCAGACCAUGUGUUGUACCAUGGAAUACUCAGAGCCAGGGCCGGACAAGCCUGUGAUGAGGAUUGGGGGUGCACAGCAACAUAUGCUGUUCAAGUGCCAAGGCAAUACUGGGCUGUUUAUCAACAUUCGCAAGUGCGCUAUCUUCUACCUGCAUCGUACGUCAGGAAGUUUCAGCAGUGCGCCGUACAUCGACAAGUACGGCGAGGUGGAUAUCGGGUUACGCCACGGGCGUCAGCUCUUCCUCAAUCAGAAGCGGUACGACUCGAUGCUGCGCAACAUGUGGCUUAGCCACGGCAUCCCCAGCUUCAUCAGCAGGAAGCUCGAGGCGGACAUCAAUAGUGGCGGGUGGGAGACUAUAUAAGCGCGAGGUUAAGGGAAAUCCCCCGCACAAACUACGCUGGUAAAGGAAUGGUAGUAGAAGUGAGGAUAACUGCCGGCGUUGUGGUCAACCCUCACUGUUUCUCCCGCAAGGCGCGAAGGGCGGACGUCAUUGGUCGUAGGUAGGUAUACUAUAGGAAGAAAGGAGUAUACGACAAUCGAUCAAUUAUGAUGUAGGUAAUGCGAAGUUUUAUGCUAUAAACGCGGUCGCUAUGAAUAUAUUGCAUGGCUUCACCGCCUACCGUCUCGAAAAAGUAUGGAUAGAUGAGAGGACGCAUUUAUAUAGAUAGUUUGUUUUUCAAGUUGACUUGACUUGACCUAACCUGACC
Messenger RNA from Daldinia vernicosa, 7242 nucleotides. RefSeq lists its product as uncharacterized. Lineage: Eukaryota; Fungi; Ascomycota; Sordariomycetes; Xylariales; Hypoxylaceae. The record is from RefSeq and is a predicted model, not a curated record. The transcript is spliced from 2 exons. Gene Ontology annotation, cellular component: ubiquitin ligase complex; cytoplasm. Gene Ontology annotation, biological process: ubiquitin-dependent protein catabolic process via the N-end rule pathway; protein ubiquitination. Gene Ontology annotation, molecular function: zinc ion binding; ubiquitin protein ligase activity. The coding region runs from base 393 to 6896 and encodes 2167 amino acids.